GGUCUGAACUGAGCAGAUUUAUAGAUCAAUAUUUAUAAAUCUGUCUAUAUCUUAUCCUCUAAAUUCUCAAGUUUUAACUUUGUAUCAUCCGCUUUCUUUCGCAAGUUUGGGAUAAAACAGCCGAAACAGCCUGUUUCCGGGCUAGUCAUGCCUGCUUGUGUUCGGUUAUUUGCCAUUUUGCCUAUUUGUUCCUUUUGUGGCCAAGACAACUGUCAACAACACAGCAAGCGAUCAAAGACCGUGUGAAUUUUUUAUAUGUAAUGAUUCAAACCUUUUAAGUUUACUUUAUCAAUAUCAUGCCCAACUCAGCUAAUAAUGUUCCAACUCAGUCAUUUAUUUACCCUGUUGGAGAUAGCUACACCGGCACUUGGGACGAAGAAGGGAGAAAACAUGGUGUCGGAAAACUGAAUUUGACUAAUGGCUCUUUCUAUGUCGGACAAUUUCGUCAUGGUUUAUGUUCGGGUUAUGGUGUAUUAAAACUACCUGACGGAGCUCGAUAUGAAGGAGAGUUUAUAUAUGGUAAAUUUCACGGAGUUGGAAUCUACACCCGCACUGAUGGAAUGAAAUUUGAGGGUGAAUUUUUCGAAGGUGAUGUGCGUGGUUUGGGUUUGCUUACAUUUCCUGAUGGUACCCAUGGUAUUCCACGGAAUGAAGGCAGAUUUGAAGGAACUAAAUUUUUGGGACAUGCCAAAGCUGAAGCAGUAGUGAUAAAAGCAAGGGAAGCUUCUGUUAAAGCUUAUCAAUGUUCGGACCAUAGCAAAUGAGUUUUACCAUAGAGCUCACUGCUUAUUACUUGCAUGAAAACGAGGCUAGUCAUAUUUUCUCUUCCUAAUGUUUAAAAAAUUGUUUUUUCUUUGGGUCUGUUAAAAAUGAAGCAAAAGAGCCAUUUUUUCAGUUUUCUAAAGUCAAAAUUUAAAAGUAAAAAAAUUUUUGUCAGGAGAGAAACUGUCUAGCCUCCCUUCACAAAAAUUGCAGCAGAUCCUUGCUCUUUUGUAGUGGAUCUUUUCUAUAUUGAAAAUGUACUCUGUGUGUCUGAAAUAUAACAACAGUGAUUUAUCAUUAUCAAUAUUUAUCACCUCAUAUUUUGAAUACAAUGACAAGGUUUGAUGAACCACUUAUUAUAUUAUUUGUAUUGGUGCAUUGGUACUUGCUUUGUUCAUCUAGGCUUUGAACCUACCACUGUGUGGUGGAGUUGAAACUAAAACUAGGAUCCACUGCAUUAUAUAUUUUAAAUAAAAUAGGAGUAUAUAUUCCAUACUGGCAAUAUUCAGAUUAACAUAACUUCUAUGAGCUAUAUAGUCUAGUAUUGAGAGAGUAUUAACAAUCAAAUCCAAAUGUGACCAGCCAU
Molecule: messenger RNA, 1348 nt
Organism: Dendronephthya gigantea
Lineage: Eukaryota; Metazoa; Cnidaria; Anthozoa; Malacalcyonacea; Nephtheidae
Product: MORN repeat-containing protein 4-like
Exons: 1
Coding region: 297-764 (155 amino acids)
Source: RefSeq, a predicted model, not a curated record